ACUACGUACUCUAUGUUCAGUUUCUAUAAAUACCAACAAACUUCAUUUGCUAUAUCACUACUCACUCACUCAUUCAUCAAUAACCAAAACCAAACAAUAAUUAACAAACUCAACAAUGGGGAUCCUUUCCUUUUUCUUCUACUCUCUCUUUUAUCUUUCAAUAUUUUUCAUCAUGAGACUUUUGUUCCAAUCAAGAAAAUUCAAAAACCUCCCACCAGGGCCAAACUCUCUUCCCAUAAUAGGUGAUCUCCACCAUCUCAAACGCCCCCUCCAUCGUACCUUUAAAGGACUCGCCAAGAAGUACGGCAACGUGAUUUCUCUUUGGUUUGGAUCACGUCUUGUCGUUGUCGUAUCUUCUCUAUCUGAAUUCCAACAAUGUUUUACUAAAAACGACGUUGUCCUAGCAAAUAGACCAAAAUUUUUAUCAGGAAAAUACAUUUUCUACAACUAUACAACCUUAGGAUCUACAGACUACGGUGAACACUGGCGUAACCUUCGUCGUAUUACUGCUCUUGACGUCCUUUCAAACCACCGGAUCAACAAUUUUGCUGGAAUCCGAAAGGACGAGACUCAAAGGUUGAUCACCAAGUUGGCUGAAGAUUCAUCUACUAAUUUUGCAGAAGUGGAACUCAGUUCCCGAUUCUUCGAUAUGACGUUUAACAACAUCAUGAGAAUGAUCUCUGGAAAGAGGUACUAUGGAGAAGAUUGUGACAUGUCUGAUCUUCAAGAAGCAAGUCAAUUUAGGGAUAUGGUAUCUCAACUAUUGCAAUUAUCAGGAGCAAACAAUAAGACUGAUUUCAUGCCAUUUCUUAAGUUUCUUGAUUUUGAAAACUUGGAGAAGAGAGUAAAACAUAUUGGAGAAAAAUGUGACGAGUUCUUGAAAGGACUCCUUGACGAGCAACGAAACAAGAAGGAGCGUACAAAUACUAUGAUAGAUCAUCUUCUAAAUAUGCAAGAAUCGCAACCAGAGUACUACACCGAUCAAAUCAUCAAAGGCCUCGCUUUGGGCAUGCUUCUUGCUGGAACCGACUCGUCGGCUAUAACUUUAGAGUGGUCGAUGUCUAACAUUUUGAACUACCCAGAAGUAUUGCAGAAGGUGAGAGAUGAAUUAGAUACUCAUGUUGGCCAAGAUCGUUUGGUAGAUGAAUCAGAUCUUCCAAAACUCACUUACCUUAAAAAUGUCAUCAACGAAACUCUUCGCUUAUACACUCCUGCUCCUUUGUUAUUACCCCACUCGACUUUAGACGAGUGUGUUAUUGGAGGAUACAAAGUACCACGAGACACCAUAAUAUUGAUCAAUGCUUGGGCCAUUCAUAGAGACCCUGAAACAUGGAGUGAAGCCACGACUUUCAAACCCGAGAGGUUCGACAAAAAAGGAGAGUCGGAGAAGUUGAUUGCGUUUGGGAUGGGAAGAAGGGCAUGUCCGGGAGAAGCCUUGGCUAUGCGUGCAAUUAGCAUGACUUUGGCAUUAUUGGUUCAAUGCUUUGAUUGGAAACUUACAGGUGAUGGGAAGAUUGAUAUGUCAGAGCGAGAUGGUUUCACCUUAACAAAAUUGGUACCAUUAAAGGCUAUGUGUAAAACUCGUCCCGUCAUCAACAAGCUUCUCAAGUACUAGUUAAUUCACUUUCUAUUCGAUAGUACUAUAGUACGGUUCUUUGAUUAAAAUUUGAUGAUAAUUAUAUGUUCAUUUUCUGGGAUAUGGUAGUAAGUAGUAUUAUACUCCUAUAUGCUUGCUCAAAUCAAUCAGUGUAACUUUUUCUUUGCAUUUCAUUAGUAAUUUUCAAAAUUUUGUCUUCAGAUCAUAUUUUUUUUAGUUAAUUCUGUAUUUGGAGU
Molecule: messenger RNA, 1833 nt
Organism: Trifolium pratense (red clover)
Lineage: Eukaryota; Viridiplantae; Streptophyta; Magnoliopsida; Fabales; Fabaceae
Product: isoflavone 2'-hydroxylase-like
Exons: 2
Coding region: 116-1615 (499 amino acids)
Molecular function (GO): iron ion binding; heme binding; monooxygenase activity
Source: RefSeq, a predicted model, not a curated record